Messenger RNA from Durio zibethinus, 1198 nucleotides. RefSeq names its product SNF1-related protein kinase regulatory subunit beta-3-like. Gene Ontology annotation, molecular function: protein binding. Lineage: Eukaryota; Viridiplantae; Streptophyta; Magnoliopsida; Malvales; Malvaceae. The record is from RefSeq and is a predicted model, not a curated record.
CAGAGUCAUAGCUCUGCAUGGUCGUGUCUUGCAAUCUUAAGCUACGCCUAAAACUUGUUUCUGCCUCGAAAUUUCCUUUUACUUCUUAGUUUAUUUGCUUUUUUUUUUUUUUAAUUCCUAUAGAUAUAUUUUGUUGAGAUCGGAUACCUUCUAAUCUCACAAUUUUUAUUUCAUAUAAAAUUUUUUGAGAAUUUCCAAAGAAAAAAAGAUUCUCGUGGCGGAUUCCCCUACCACUGGUAGAUUUUCUUAUUUUUUGGGUUCUUCUCCAACAAUUACUUAUUGUUUCCCUGGAAAAUUUUCUCUUCUUCUCAGGGUUGGUUUUUUUAGGAGAGACAUGGUAUUGAAAAGCUGGGGUGUUGGUGAUUGAAGGCAAUUGGGCCACAACCAAAUCGGGCUCCCUUGUGCUAUAGUAAUUUUACUUCGUUUAUGAUUUGGCCCUGCUAGGCUAAAUUGUCACUUCUCAGUAUGAACAACCAAUAUGGUGAAGAAAAAGAUGAAGCAACUGUCAUGGGGUUUGAAGUUCCAAGAUCACCUGAUUCAAGUUAUAAUAAUGUGUACCCUGGAAAUGAAGAUGAUGCACGCGACCCGCCAGUUGUCCCUUCACACCUGCAUCAUACCUUGCUUGGCUACCCCGCAAGUAUGAAUGCUUCUGGGAGUCUUCCUAUGCCAGGAAAUGUGAUUCUAAAUCAUCUUUAUAUUGAAAAGCGAGAGGCACCAAGAUCUGUGGUGGCACUUGGGUUCACUCACCGCUUCCGUUCGAAGUAUGUUACUGUUGUGCUAUACAAACCUGUUCCAAGAAGGGGGAGUACCAGUACUCAACAUAUGAAUAGAGAAUAGACCUUCACGUUGGGUUGGUUGGUUUGCCCUUGUGAUGGAAUUAGUUGCAAUAAACUCAAAUACAGAAUUAGCAAAAAGAAUAUUUAUUGGUUUCAGGGCAAUUGAUGAUUUAAUAGUUGUCCAUUGAACCUGAAAGUUAACAUUUGAAUUGAAAUACCAGUUAUUUUGUGAGGGUGGAGUUGCUAUAUAUACAUAUGCUCUCUCGUUAUUCUUUUAACCAGAAUUUGUAGUGUUGUGAUCUUGUUUGCUGCCUAGGUAUAGUUCUAAACUUAAAGCUCUUGUAUUUUGUAGGCAUUGAAUUAAUGGAUUGGUUCAGUUUGAUGGGUAUUCCUGCCAUCAGAUACCCUUCUUUUGUGUUUUA